GGAGAAGGGUUGCGUGCCGGACUUGCGAUCGAGCUGCGUGGCGGGAAAUGACGGGUGUGGGGGAGUGAAUAGAACGCCGCAGGACGCGCAGGGCGCUGGAGGAGGGAAUUGGGGUUGCCAUCGGGCGGUAUAAGAGCGUGUUGGGCUGGGGGAGAAGAUAUCGAAGGGUGGAGGUGAUGAGAUGGGAGAGGUGCGCCCGGCAGAUCUUCGGCAGAACUUUUUUUCGACCGGGGACGGGAAAUGGAUGCGGGUUGACACCAAGCGUCAAUCCCAUCUUUUGCUUCGACUAUCGUCUCUCUUGGAUUCGAUCGAGCGGUACUUUGUCCCACAUGAUACGGCAAUAGAUUCUGCUGCGUCUACAAGCUCAAUGGCGCUCAGCCGGCGCCCAGCCGCCCGCUUCUUCUCCGCCUUCUAUCGCUGGAGCUGCUAUACGCAGCGACCGGUACCAUGUAGCGAGGUUCUCCGUUAUCGUCAGAAUGGCUUUGGGCGUCGUCUUGACCUGCAAAGCUCCCGAGGCUAUCUUGCGACGAGACCGUACCGCCAGAUUGAAGGGGCUGCAACACAUACGAAUGAUGAGGAGAUACAGGUAGCUGCAGAGGAUACAUUGAGGCGUACCCAUUCUCGGGUGGACGAAUCCGAGGCAGGCCGAUUAGAGAGCUCUGCCAGCCAGCCAGAGGAAGAGCUCAAGCAAGAGCAGCUUCAGCACGAAGAGGAAAGCGUGAAUGAAGACGAGAUAUCGACAGCCGGCUUCUCGCUGGAAGGCAUGCACACGAAUGCGUUGCGCGACGGGGUGCGCCAUGUCAUGCGCCAUGUCCCUAGCUCUGUCGUCGUUAUCACAGCUGCCGCUCGCGAAGACGGACAGCCCAUUCCCCUUGGCAGUGCCAUCUCCUCCUUCAACACCGUCACACUGGACCCGCCUACCGUAUCGUUCAAUAUCCGAUACCCAUCGAGAACGUUGGAUGCUAUCCGGGCUGCCCACGGCCUCUUCCGCGUCCACUUCCUAGAAGGCCAGAAGAGGGGUGGCAGGAUAGCAGAAGUAUUUACUCUGGCGAACACUACAGAGAACUUCAAGAUCCGGCGUCAGGAAGUACGUGUGCAUUUGCCUCCAAGACGGGACAUAUCAAAUGCGACCGACUCCAUGGCACCCCAGAUCCAAGAUACCGCCGUGGUAGCGGCGAUGGAGUGCGAGAUGACGCAAGAGAUGACAGUGGCCGAUCACAUUAUUCUUGUUGCAAGAAUCAACAGUUUGGAGAAAAACCCGGAACUCGAGUCUACAAUUCUGUAUCAUGACGGGAAGUACAAAAGGAACGACGGCGCCGUGGUCUUUCAGCACCUUGGCUCUCAUCGCGUCUUGCCCGCAAAUGAGGCUAAAGAGGUGGGCAUAUACUGGAAGUAUCCGCUGUUUCACGGAGAGGCGGAAAGACAGGAUAUGAAAGAGCAGCUCAAGUCUUACAUCAAGAGCAAUCCCCAUUUACUCAAAAUGGACCUUACAGAUGCCGCAGUCGAGCUGCAUAGCAGCCUAUUAAUUCCCCGUGGUGCGUUCGGUUUCAACAUGGCGCUUCUGGUCGCCGAAUGCAGGGCUGAUCUUGGACUCGAGCCGGGCUUCCAAAGAGACUGGGAAAAGGACGCACCCGUAGUGAAUGAGUUCUAUGGUCGCCUCACCCCGGGUGCUAUAAAGUCUAUUGUCGAGCGUGUGCGGAAGCUGGCUAGGAUUGAUGCCAGCUGCUUGGAUUUGGAUCUCAUCAUCUUGCUCUCCGCUCUAGGGGUUCAUCCUACCUGCACCGGUUAUCUUGCUAGCGAAAUACUGGAGCCCUUGCGAGAUGAAGGCUUCGUGGCUCCAUUCGAAGCUAAAGCCAGACCCCCGGCUAUACGCAGAGUUUAUACUGCAGCCACUCUCGAGGAUACAGAACAACUCGAGUUCCGUCUUCGCGAAUUCCUCCGCACGCGAACAUAUAACGAUAUCCGGAGGAUGACACCCGAAGAUCUUGAGAAACAGGUGGGUGGUCCGGGUCCGAAGGCACGGAGGAUCGCGCACAUCAAACGUGUACGCGACCGCAUCAUCACCGAGGUCUUUCCGGCUGUUUUCGCUGCACCCAAUAUCGAUAUAGGUCCAAGCGAAGUGUACCAGGAGGAAGCGCGCGUUGUCGUUGCUCGUAUCAUCGAUUUCUUCGGAUUCAAUAAGCUACUCUUGUUUCGCAGGAACAUCUCUCUGCCCACCAUUGAGAUCCUGCGAAGGGUUGGCGUACAUCCCAUGGUCUCAGGCGUCGAUGUCGAGUUCCUUAUAGGCAAGCUUGUGUACAUGCACCGUUUCGAACGGGACCCCGAUGCACUCCUUUCUGCAGUCCAAGAAAUGCUGAACCGCCACUUCACGCGCAGUGUGUCGUUGAGCGACCUCGAGUCGCGCGUCAAGCAGCUUGUGCAAAAAGCACCCCUCCGCGUGGUUAAAUGGGGACCGGCAGAUCUCCUUGCGGCAAUGGGUCUCCGCCACGGAGCUAGAGCUAAGACGCCGGUGGCGCGCGAUAGACCACAGCGGCUCCGCGACGGGCACAUACUCCCCAUGCUCAUUGCUAAGGAGCUCAAGAACUUCUACGGGAAAGGGACGGAUGAGGAAAACGCGGCUAUCGCUGACUUCCUCAAGACGCAGUACAAGUACGAUGUCCAUAUGCCCCAGCCAAUCCGAGACACCUCGGAGCCGGACGAAAAGUCGAGAAGCAGCGACGAGGAGAUGGAGGAGGCGAUGCAGCAGAGUCUCAACGUGCAUGUCAUGCAUAGUGAGAAGGCUAUGCAGCAGCUCGAGGAGGCGAGGAGGGAAGGGCCUCCCGCGACGAGCGGUAGGCAGAACGGCACGCGGUGGAAGAGGAUAAGGAUGAAUGGGUCUGGCAAGGAGGCGGAUGACAAUCAGUGGACCGAUUGGGGAAAGGAGACGGCGAAUAAGGAGGCGAACAAGCCGCUUGUCACCCAAUGGACGGCUUACCGGAUUGAUGGGGAAAAGAAAAAUGUCGCUCAGUCCUUCAGAUUCUAGUUUUAUAUUGGGGCGGUGGUUAGAGUGGGCGCCCCGGCCCCCCCUCCGUGUAUAAACUGUAUGAUAUCCAACCAAGCGUUUCGGCUACGUAACGCCAAUUUUAUCUAAAAGCAUUUCCCCGUGGUAGAACUUUAUCUGCAAUAUACGUC
Messenger RNA from Trematosphaeria pertusa, 3171 nucleotides. RefSeq lists its product as uncharacterized. The transcript is spliced from 2 exons. The coding region runs from base 368 to 3022 and encodes 884 amino acids. Gene Ontology annotation, molecular function: riboflavin reductase (NADPH) activity; FMN binding. The record is from RefSeq and is a predicted model, not a curated record. NCBI's taxonomy places the organism in Eukaryota, Fungi, Ascomycota, Dothideomycetes, Pleosporales, Trematosphaeriaceae.